AUGAUCUAUAUAGUUAAUCACUCAUGGAAUAAGGAUCAAAAUAGUAAUUUUGUAUUGGGUAAUGCACAAGUACAUGAUUAUCCUAUUGUAUAUUGUUCUGAUGGAUUUGUUGAAUUAACUGGUUAUAAUAGAUCACAAAUUAUGUCAAAAUGUUGUUCAUGUAGUUUUCUUUGGGGUGAACGAACAGAUGAUAAUGCAAAACAAUCAAUAUUAAAUACAUUAGAAAAUAAAUGUGAAUUACAAAUUGAAAUACAAUUUCAUAAGAAAACAAAUGAAGCAUUUCUUUGUUUAUUGGAUAUUGUACCAAUUAAAAAUGACAAAUCACAAGUUGUUCUAUUUCUUGUAUCCCAUAAAGAGUUAUCGCCUGAUCGACAUGGACGAAGUAAAGCCAAUUAUAGUAUACCUGAAUCAAGUUUAAAAGUACCAUAUAUGUUAUCUGCUCAACAUUUAACUGGAACAUCUCCAUCAAAUAAAACACCAAAUUUAUUAACAAUGGGUUUAGCAACAACAAUUACAGCAGCAGUUCUUGGUUCAACUGGAUUUCGUAAUAAUAAAUUAUUAGAUUAUUUAAGUGCUAGAAAGAAUACAACAACAAUAUCACCACCACCAACACCACCCCCACCACCACCACCGAGAACAACUACUAUUACUCAUAAUAAAUUCGAUAGAAAUACUUCAAUUGUAAAUAGAAAAUUACCAGAUCGUAGUUCGAUUGAUUCAAAUAAAUCAACCAGUAAUAAUAGUGUAAUAAGUGAUGCUCAAAAUAUUCUAUUAGAUCCAAUAGAUGUUGAAAGUGGUCCACUUUUAAUAACAGAAUAUAAAAGUAAUGGUAAUAAUAGUAAUAAUAAUAAUAAUAAUAAUAAUAAUAAUAAUAAUAAUAAUAAUAAUGGUAGUAAAUUAUUGGAUCCUACACGUUUAAUAGUUCAUGAAUCUGAUUCAACUGAUACAUCAAGUGAUGAAUCAAGUAAUUUAACUAGUGAUCCAUCAACUGUUUAUAAAUUUCAACGAAGACGAAGUCGUGCUGUAUUAUAUCAUUUAUCUGGACGAUUUGAUCAUAAAUCUAAGCAUAAAUUACCAUUUAAAAAAUUUCAACGUAUUUCUGGCAAAGAAACAAUUCCUGAAUAUAAAGUUCAAGAUGUACAAGCAUCAAGAUUUAUAUUAUUACAUUAUAGUUUAUUUAAAAUUAUUUGGGAUUGGAUGAUAUUAUUAUGUACAUUUUAUAUUGCUAUCAUGGUACCAUAUAAUGCAGCAUUUUCUCAGGGAGGUGAUGAAAAAGAUUUAAUUAUAUGUGAUAUUAUUGUUGAAUUAUUAUUUAUUAUUGAUAUUAUAUUAAAUUUUUGGACUACAUAUGUUAGUAAAAGUGGACAAGUUGUAUAUCAUUUAAAAGCGAUUGCUAUUAAUUAUUUACGUGGUUGGUUCUUUCUUGAUUUAUUGGCGGCUAUUCCAUUUGAUGUUAUUUUGGCUGUGAAUAAUCCUGAAAUACAAGGAACUAUUGGUGAAAUGGGUAAUUGGAUUCAUUUAUUAAAAUUGGCACGUUUACUUCGAUUGGCAAGAUUAUUUCAAAAAAUUGAACGAUAUUCUCAAUAUAGUACAGUAAUAUUGGGUUUAUUAAUGUGUAUGUUUUUUCUUGUGGCUCAUUGGUUUGCUUGUGGAUGGUAUUGUAUUGGCAAAGAGGAAUUUAAAUCGAAAAUUACAAGGGAAUACAGUUGGUUAUAUGAAUUAGGUGAACGAAUGCAAUUGAAUCGUUCAUAUUCAACAAUGAAUAAAACAAAUGGAUUAACUAGACGUGCAUUAUAUGUAUCUAGUUUAUAUUUUACAACAACUAGUUUAACUAGUGUUGGAUUUGGUAAUGUAUCACCGAAUACAGUAAAUGAGAAAAUAUUUGCUGUAAUAACUAUGCUAAUUGGAGCUCUUAUGCAUGCAGCUGUAUUUGGUAAUGUGACAACACUUAUUCAACGUAUGUAUUCAAGACGUUCAGCAUAUCAAACAAAAAAUCAAGAUUUAAAAGAUUUUACACGUGCUCAUCAUAUACCAAAACCAUUAAAACAACGUAUGCUUGAAUUUUUUCAAGCUAUGUGGGCAAUUAAUCGUGGUAUAGAUAAAGAAGCUAUUUUACAAUCAUUCCCUGAAAAUUUACGCGGUGAUAUUGCAUUACAUUUAAAUCGUGAAAUAUUAUCAUUGAGUUUAUUUAAAAGUGCUAGUCCUGGUUGUCGUAAAUGUUUAGCACAAUUAAUAACAACACGUUUUGCUACACCGGGUGAAUAUCUUGUUAAUCAAGGUGAUGCAUUACAAUUUAUUUAUUUUGUCUGUAGUGGUUCAUUAGAAAUACUUGGUGAAGAAGGUACAGUUGUUGGAUUAUUAGGUAAAUGUGAUAUAUUUGGUAGUGAUAUGGAUGAUUUGCCUAUAUUGGGAUAUUCAGCUUAUAAUGUUAAAUCAUUGACAUAUUGUGAAUUACAAUGUAUAGCAUUAGAUCAUCAAUUACAAGAAAUAUUUGAUCAAUAUCCACAAUUUCGAAAACAAUUUGCUUUAGCAAUUUCAGAAGAAUUAUCAUUUAAUUUAAGAGCUGGAUUCGAACCAACUUCAUCUUUAGAACUGAUUCCAGCAAUAACUGUCACUACUGAUAAGAAUACAGAUUUUGAAGAUCAUUCCGAUGAUGAUAUCAGUAAUAAAUCUCAUGAAAUAAUAAAUGAAGAAUCUACUUUAUUAACUAAUUCACAGAAUAAAACAUCAAUGAACAAGAAAGACAAUGAUAAUGACAAUGAUGAUGAUAAUGAUGAUGAUGAUGAUGAUGAUGAUGAUGAUGAUGAUGAUGAUGAUGAUGAUGAUGAUGAUGAUGAUGAUGAUGAUGAUGAUGACGAUGAUGAUGAUAGGACUAUAACCCACGAAACAGGUAAACAAUUAUUUGAUAUAAAAACAAAAAAAUUAACAAAUUUAAAAAAUUCUAUAAACAACAAUCGUCAUGACAACCAAUUCAAUAAUAAACAAAUAAAAAUAUUGGAAGAUUUAAAUUCUUCACAAAAAAUAAAAAAAUUUAUUCAUAUAAAACAAAAUUCAUUAGAUUUAUAUACAAAACAAUUGAAUAAUACUACAUCCAUUGAACAAUUGAGUCAGUUUGAUGAAACAAACAACAUUAAUUAUACUAAUACUAAUACUACUACUACUAUUACUACGACUACUAAUCAUAAUAGUAAUAAUAGUAGUAAUAAUAAUAAUAAUAAUUGGGAUAAUAAUGAAUAUCAGAAGAGGUUUUACUUUCAUGAUCCAAUUAUAAAUUCAUCUAAUUCAUUUGAUAAUCUUAUGGAUGCAUCUAAAAUGAAUAAUACAAUAUUAUACUUAAAAGAUAAAUAUAAAUCAUUUGAUGAUAUUUAUCAUAUUGGUAAAUCAUUUAAAACUGAUAUUAGAAAUCAAUAUAUAUUUAAUACUGAUAGUUACGGUCAUGAUGAAAAUUACAAUCAAAUAAAUGAGAUAUUCAUUAAUUCAAAGAACAUUACCAAUACUACUAACACUCCUCCUCCUCCUCCUCUUCCCCCUACUACUACUGCUACUACUCCUACUCCUCCUCCUCCUCCUCCUCCUUCUACUCCUACUACUGCUACUACUACUACUACUAAUAAUAAUAAUAAUGAUAAAGUAAUAAAACAAAAUCAGCUGAUUUCAACCCUUUGUAUGAAUUUCUAUCAAGCACAAAAUGAUAUUACUUUAAUUAAAUCAGAAUUAAUACAAAUGAAUCAAAAACUUGAUAGAAUACAAAAAGAUUUUAAUGAAUUUACUCAAUAUUUUAUAAGAAAUGAUAAUUCAUUGAAUCAUCCAUCAAUAUAUCCCAAUACUUCUAAUAAUAGUAAUAUUACUGAAAAUGAUACUAUCUCUUCAACACAAACAAACAUUGCUCAUAGUAACAAUAAUAAUAAUAAUAAUAAUAAUAAUAAUAAUAAUAGCAGUAUGAAUAGUAAUAAUAAUAAUAAUAAUAAAAAUGUAAAAGAUGGUUCAUGUACUUCUAAAUCUAUUAUACCAACAACAUUAAUUAAUUCCCGUCCAUGUUUACAUCAAUAUGGUAGAACACAUCAUUAUUCACCAGAGAAUCGUGUCGUAACAUUUCAAUUACCACCACGUAAUUAUGAUUUUCGUAGUCAAAGUUUAACUAAUUCACGACAAAUUUCACCUGAAACACCAAAAUCUAAUCCAAUUAAAAAAUUAUUACAUAAACAUUCAUCUAUAUCACAUGAUCUUAAUUAA
Molecule: messenger RNA, 4233 nt
Organism: Schistosoma spindalis
Lineage: Eukaryota; Metazoa; Platyhelminthes; Trematoda; Strigeidida; Schistosomatidae
Source: the annotation of a GenBank genome assembly